AUGCAUUUCCACAAGAUCACCUACGUUGCUGCAUUUGCCAGCAGCGCCUUCGCAGGUACUCCAACUUCUACUGGAGUAACUUCCGUUGUCGGCGCCGCGCCUCAGUCAAAUUAUUGUGGUACUACCGGCAUGUCGUACUGUUGCAAUGGCGGCAAUUGCAGUGCAAUGGGAACGAACUCCAUCUGUUCGACAACCGUUGUCUGUUGCAACGCGCAAGAUAGCAUCGAUAUCUGCCUUGGCAGCGUCACUGGCAAUGUGAAUAUCUAUGUAGAUAUUAACCUGAGCGAAGUCAUCAACAAUAGCGGACCUUGCAAUUGUCUUCCCUUUCACGGCAGGCCCGGGAAUCAACCACCAGGGCACCACUAG
Messenger RNA from Penicillium daleae, 366 nucleotides. RefSeq lists its product as uncharacterized. The transcript has 3 exons. The record is from RefSeq and is a predicted model, not a curated record. NCBI's taxonomy places the organism in Eukaryota, Fungi, Ascomycota, Eurotiomycetes, Eurotiales, Aspergillaceae. Bases 1 to 366 code for a protein of 121 amino acids.